This is a messenger RNA of Neltuma alba, 1218 nucleotides long. Its product is annotated as protein trichome birefringence-like 9. Lineage: Eukaryota; Viridiplantae; Streptophyta; Magnoliopsida; Fabales; Fabaceae. The transcript is spliced from 4 exons. The coding region runs from base 1 to 1218 and encodes 405 amino acids. Gene Ontology annotation, molecular function: O-acetyltransferase activity. Gene Ontology annotation, cellular component: Golgi apparatus. The record is from RefSeq and is a predicted model, not a curated record.
AUGAAGAGAGAAUUAACGUUAGCACUUCCUCUGCUCAUCCUGUUGUUAUUCUCCCUCUUGUCCGUCAACGUCCUACGCCCCUUUGAUCGUCAGGGAUUGUGGUCUCAUUUCUUCACCAACGACAACCUCCAACGUUGUGAUUAUUCCAACGGACGCUGGUUGUGGGACGAAGCUUACUCCUCUUCUCAUUCUUACCAUGAAAACUGCCCAUUUCUGGAUCCUGGCUUCCGCUGCCGCCUCAACGGCCGACACAACCAAACUUUCUGGCAAUGGCGAUGGCGACCUCACACCUGCCACCUCCCCCGAUUCAAUGCGACGGACCUUCUGGAGAGAAGCAGGAAUGGACGUAUUGUGUUUGCGGGGGAUUCAAUGGGGAGAAACCAGUGGGAAUCAUUACUGUGCAUGCUGGCUUCAGGAGCGUCUAACGUAUCCGCCAUUUAUGAGGUCAAGGGCAAGUCCAUUAGCAAACACAAGGGUUACUUAUCCAUGCGGUUCCAAGAAUUCAACUUGACAGUUGAAUAUUACAGGACACCAUUCUUGUCCCCCUUAGCCUCUCCACCUCCCACUUCAUCCCCUCAAGUCCAAAAGGUCAUUAAGCUCGACAAGUUGCACUGGUUUUCCAACAUGUGGGUUGGAGCAGAUGUCCUUGUUUUCAAUUCUGGCCACUGGUGGAAUCCUGAUAAAACUACUAACUCGGGAUGCUAUUUUCAAGAAGGGGCCAACGUGAACAUGAGUAUGGAUGUGAAGGAAGCAUUUGAGAGAUCCUUACAGACAUGGAAAUCAUGGGCUUUGCAUAGAUUGGAUCCUGAUAAAAGCUUCAUUUUCUUCCGCAGCUUUUCUCCCGUACAUUACAGGGGUGGCGAAUGGAAUGGAGGGGGAGGUUGUGACGAGGAAACAGAACCAGAUAAGGAGCCGAAAAGAAUUGAAACAGAACCGUAUAAUAAUAUAGUUAUAUCUGAAGUUGUGAAACAGAUGGACUACGGGAAGUGGAAAGUGCAGUUUCUGAACAUCACGAAUCUGUCAGAGAUGAGGAAAGAUGGGCAUCCUUCAAAGUACAGGGAAGAAGGCACUCCACCUGGCGCCCCACAGGAUUGCAGCCAUUGGUGCUUGCCUGGAGUGCCUGACACGUGGAAUGAACUUCUCUACGCACAUCUGAUCUCCAUGCAGUUUGGAAUCAACAGGAUACAGAAAGAGGGAAACACAAACAAUCCUAGCUAG